Molecule: messenger RNA, 1640 nt
Organism: Babjeviella inositovora NRRL Y-12698
Lineage: Eukaryota; Fungi; Ascomycota; Pichiomycetes; Serinales
Gene: TYS1
Product: tyrosine--tRNA ligase
Exons: 1
Coding region: 74-1273 (399 amino acids)
Biological process (GO): tyrosyl-tRNA aminoacylation
Molecular function (GO): tyrosine-tRNA ligase activity; ATP binding
Source: RefSeq, a predicted model, not a curated record
CUCAAAAAGUACUUGAAGUUCAACAUGACUCUUUCCACCCACCCACAUCACUCCUCGUUACGCUUAUUCUACCAUGUCUGUUAUUACUGACCCAGAAGAGCAAUACGCGUUAAUCACCAGAAACUUGCAGGAAGUCUUGAAUGGCCAGAUCAUCAAAGAUGUGCUUGUCAACGAAAAGAGACCGGUGAAGAUCUACUGGGGGACCGCUCCUACCGGGAAACCCCACUGCGGGUACUUUGUGCCGAUGACAAAGUUGGCGCACUUCUUGAAGGCUGGCUGUGAGGUCAUUGUGUUGUUGGCUGACUUGCACGCCUUUUUGGACAACAUGAAAGCUACCUUGGAGACCGUGGGUCACAGAGCCAAGUACUACGAAUUGGUUGUCAAGUCUAUCUUGAGAUCUAUCGGUGUUCCGAUUGAGAAGUUAAAGUUUGUUAUUGGCUCCUCGUACCAGACCUCCACCGCAUACACCAUGGACAUUUUCAAAUUGUCCAAUAUUUGUUCUGUCAACGACGCUAAGAGAGCGGGGGCGGACGUUGUCAAGCAGACCGAGAACCCGUUGUUGUCUGGGUUGAUCUACCCAUUGAUGCAGGCUUUGGAUGAGGAACACUUGGGUGUUGAUGCCCAGUUCGGUGGUGUGGACCAGAGAAAAAUCUUUGUGUUAGCCGAAGAGAACUUGCCCUCCAUGAAAUACAAGAAGCGUGCCCAUUUGAUGAAUCCCAUGGUGCCAGGUUUGGGCCAGGGCGGUAAAAUGUCUGCUUCCGACCCUAACUCCAAGAUUGACUUGUUAGAAGACCCUAAGAUCGUCACCAAGAAGAUCAGAUCCGCCUUCUGCGCCCCAGGCGAGGUCGAGGGCAACGGUGUUAUUGCCUUUAUUGAGAACGUGCUCAUCCCGAUUUCUGAGAUCAAACAUGAGUUUGAGGACAAGUUUGAGUUUUUCAUCGACAGGCCAGAAAAGUUUGGUGGCCCAAUUACCUACACAUCCAUCCAGACCAUCAAGGACGACUACAAGUCAGAGAAGUUGAAUCCAGCCGACUUGAAGACGGGUGUUGCCGACGCCAUCAAUGCCAUGUUGGCGCCGUUGAUCGCCGACUUCAACAAUGACCCAGAGUUUCAGAGGGCCUCCGAGUUGGGCUACCCAGCCCCGGUCGUCCAGGAGAAGAAGGUCAAGAAGAAGAAGGAUAGAGGAACCCGAUUCCCUGGUGCCCCAGGCACCACCUCUCCAGUCCCAGUUGAUACUGUUACUGAGAAGUUGGAGGGUGCCAAGUUAGAAUAGGUUUAAUAUAUUAGUUAACGAACCCAUUCAGACACGUCGAAAAGUAGGUGUGGUGAAUAAUAGAAGUACGGCCAUGCUUAGUUUUCCCUUGGUGCACCAUGAAAAGUGUAGUUAAAAUCAUCGUCAAUGGAACAGCCUUCAUCUGUUGCGUCUAUACCUAAAUUGGCCAACUCCUUUAUCCCCUUUUCGCUGAAGCCAUAGGGAUCUUUAGGAAGCCAUAUCACCGGCAUUUGAAACUGAGAGGACUUGUGGAGAAAUGUUUUUUUGCUGGAUUCUGAGUGCUCUCCCGUAGAUUCCAAGCCAGGUGUAUGGCUAUUGCAUGUGUCUUUGGAAAGCAGAGACAACAGAGUCUGUGUAAGCAAAUCAC